Erinaceus europaeus (western European hedgehog) is the source of this 4727-nucleotide messenger RNA. RefSeq names its product EvC ciliary complex subunit 1 (gene EVC). The record is from RefSeq and is a predicted model, not a curated record. NCBI's taxonomy places the organism in Eukaryota, Metazoa, Chordata, Mammalia, Eulipotyphla, Erinaceidae. The transcript is spliced from 21 exons. Bases 25 to 2931 code for a protein of 968 amino acids. Gene Ontology annotation, biological process: smoothened signaling pathway.
AGUCUGGGGUGACCCUCCAGCCCCAUGGCCUGCGGGGGCGACGCGCGGCUGCUGCUGGGCCGGGACGAGGUGCUGCCGGUGCCCGCGCUGCUGGGCCCCGGGGUGCUGCUGGGCGCGCUGCUGGGCCUGGGCCUGGGGCUUCUGCUCGCCCGCCGCGCGCGCCCCGGACUGCAGAAGGACGACACUCAGAGUCUGCUCCGGAACCUGGAGCCUCGGGCGCCCACGCCCUCGGAAGCUGGGUCCCCAUCGGGCAGGAGAAGGAGACAGACUCGGAGGGCCAGGGAGGAGCCUGGCCUGGAGGAGCGCGAUGCCGCCCUCAGCAGCCCCGUCACCACGUUCGCCCUCAAGGCCAAGGUCGUGUACCCCCUCAAACAGAAGUUCCGGCCCCUGGCGGACGGCUCCUCCAACCCCUCCCUGCAUGAGACGCUGCGGCCGGCGCUGCCCCACCAGCCCCUGGAGGCCUCUCCCUGCAGCAGCCUGGACAGCGUGAGCCAGAGGGACAAGGAUGCCUCCAGCUCGGCCUCCAGCGUCCCCUCGGCCAGCAGCGAGGACAGGGCCCUGCGGCGCAGCUUCCUGAGGCCCAGCGGCUUCCUGGAGGCGCUGACCCGUGACGGGGUGGACGUGCACCUCUGCGCUUACAGUCUGUUCCUGCAGGACCUGCUGGCCGUGGACGCCCAGCUGAGGCACCAUAAGCGUCUGAUGUAUCUUCAGAUUUUAAAAAUAUGUCUCCUGGAGAUCCUUCCCAGAAAGAAGCCUGACGAUGGGAUCUGCCAGAAGAUUCUGGCCAAGCAGGACCAGGACCUGGAGGAGUUAGAAGAAAGGCUUCAGGCGAGGCUGUCGCAUGCAGAGGCGCUGGGCUCGGGCGACUCUGAGUAUGUCACCCUGGCAGACGUGGAGAGGAAGGAGAGAGAGAUCUCGGAGCAGCUUAUUGACUAUAUGGAGGCCUCCUGGCAGCAGGUCGGUCACACCCAGCAUCUGCUGAUGGAGCAGUUCGUCAGCUUGGGGUCCAGAGCGCGCCAGGCCCUGGCCACCAUGACAGAGAGGAUGAUCGUGCUGGAGGGGCGCCUGAGGGAGUCCCAGGACCUGCAAGUGCUGGACGCCCUGGACAGGAUGCUGGGCCGCGCCCACCUGGCCCAGGCGCUGGAGGGGCUGCGGCUGCGGCUGCCCGAGGACACGCGCUGCCGGCUGGGGGCCACGGCUCGGGCGCUGGAGCGGCUGGUGGCCGAGGGGUGGCUGUCGGGGCAGCUCAAGGAGGAGCUGCUGGCCGGGCAGCACACGGCCUUCUGGGGCGAGGCCGAGCGUCACCGCCGGGAGUUCUCCCGCCAGGCCGGGGAGAUGCUGAAGGUCGCACAGGACCAGCAGGCAGAGGGCGCCGCCCAGCUGGCCGCGGCCCAGGAGGACGAGCGGGAGGCCUUCCUCGCCCAGAUGCAGCUGACCACUGACCCCGAUGGCCUCCUGCAGGCCUUCCACGAGCUCCUGGAGGCGCAGUGGCUGGCGCGGCGAGAACUUCAGGACCAACACAGCUUGCAGGCGGCCGAGGCGCUGGCCCAGCUGGCUCAGGAGCUGCACGGGGCCGCCCUGGGCGCCUUCCAGGAGCUGGAGGAGGCUCUGUUCCUGCGGGCUCUGCCGGGUGCCAGCGGGCUGCCGGGCGCCGAGUGCCAGGCCCUGUGGCGGGAGGCCGGGGCCGCCGUGGCCAAGCAGCAGGGCAGGGCCGGGGGCUUCCGGCGGCAGAAGCGGCGGCUGUUCCGGGACCUGCUGGCACGGGAGGAGCAGCUGUGGCUGGAGGAAUUGGCCUUGGCCCAGCUGCUGCAGGUGCAGCUCCGCGAGGACCAGGAGGACACCGUCCUGCGGGUGCUGGAGCGGCUGGGUGGUCUCAGCCAAGAGGUGACCCGAGGGCUCCUGAGGGGACACGAGCUGCUGCUGCGCUCGGGCCUGCGCCUCGUGGCCCUCCGGGGCUGCGCAGUCACUGCCCUCACGCAGAUGAGGCUGUCCGGGCAGAAGGCCAGGCUGCAGGAGCUCAGGGAGCAGCGGGCGAUGGAGCAAGGCGUCGGGCCCUGCCUGGAGGAGGACCAGUGGCAGCGGCUCAGGGCCCUGGAGGCCAGCAUGGAGGAGGAGGACUGCCGGCUGCAGGAGGAGGCGCAGCGGGCUAGGGCCCGGCUGCAGGAGCAGGUGCUGGCAGAGGCGAGUGAGGUGGGCCGGCUGCUGCGGGUGCACACGGAGAGGGCGCUGGGCCUGGCGCUGCGGGGCCGGGCGAGGACAGGACCCCCGGGGGUGCAGGACACCGGCGAUCAGAGCUCCCUGGUGGACAGGGCCGUGGAAAGCGUGUACGUGACCAGCGCAGGUGUGGGGCGUCUGGUGGGAGCCUACCACCAGCAGCUGGAGCGGGUGGUCCAGGAGCACAAUGAGAGGACCCAGCAGCAGCUGACAGCACUACAGGAAAAGCCGCCGGCGAAGCCUGAGCUCAGGGACAAGGCGGCAGCAGCGGCCCAGGCACCCCGCCAGGCUGUCCACCAGAGGCUGCUGGCUCAGCGGAGGCGGUUCCUGGCCCAGUUCUCCGCACACCAGCGCGCCCGUCUGCAGGCUCAGGGGCAGAGGACGCAGGCCCUGGAGCUGCUGGAAACCCAGCUGGAGACGGAGCUGCAGGAGGCCGAGCAGGGCUUCGUCCUGGAGCUGGAGGCCUUGGCGCGGGUGCCCCUGGCAGAAAGCCAGCCCUCCUCCAGCCGCCGGGGGCUGCCGGAGAAACCGCUCAGGACCAAGAAGAAGAAGCCCCCGCCCGCUGCCCAGGAGAGGGAGGACCCCGCACCCCCCGAGGACGAGGACCCUGCCCCGGGGGGCCCCCCCACAGGAUCACUCGGCGGCAGAAAGCCGGAGCGGGACGGCAGGGGGACAGGGAGCCCCAAGAAGAUGUUCAAGAGAAGAAGCAACGUGUAGCUAAAGGCAGGGGAGCCUCACACCCUGGGAGGCCCUGCCCCUGCCCCAGUGGGGUGGGACCCGGGGUGACACUGAGCGGGAUGGCGCCCCCCCACGAGUCUUGAUUGCAGGGAGGGGGUACAGACGAUGGCAGCCGACUGCCUGAGGUGCUGGAUGCCUGGGUGCGGGAACCCAGCCCCGCUAGUUCUCUCUCAGUCUGUCUCUGUCUCUCAGUCUGUCUCUGUCUCUCAGUCUGUCUCCGUCUCUUUCUUGAGCUUUAGCUUUUUGAAGGCAAAGAUAAAAAGAAGAGCUUAGUUAGGGUCUUCUAUGGGCAAAGUAUUUCAAUGCCACAGCCCUAGAGAGACCCCACAGCCCUGCCCACCCUCCAUGGGCUCCCUGGGUGCUGUGCCUGGUGCUGAGAGAGGAGAGACCCCACAGCCCUGCCCACCCUCCAUGGGCUCCCUGGGUGCCGUGCAGGGUGCUGAGAGAGUAGAGACCCCACAGCCCUGCCCACCCUCCAUGGGCUCCCUGGGUGCUGUGCAGGGUGCUGAGAGAGGAGACACCCCACAGCCCUGCCCACCCUCCAUGGGCUCCCUGGGUGCUGUGCAGGGUGCUGAGAGAGGAGAGACCCCACAGCCCUGGCCACCCUCCAUGGGCUCCCUGGGUGCUGUGCAGGGUGCUGAGAGAGGAGAGACCCCACAGCCCUGCCCACCCUCCAUGGGGCUCCCUGGGUGCUGUGCAGGGUGCUGAGAGAGGAGAGACCCCACAGCCCUGGCCACCCUCCAUGGGCUCCCUGGAUGCUGUGCAGGGUGCUGAGAGAGGAGAGACCCCACAGCCCUGCCCACCCUCCAUGGGCUCCCUGGGUGCUGUGCAGGGUGCUGAGACAGGAGAGACCCCACAGCCCUGCCCACCCUCCAUGGGCUCCCUGGGUGCUGUGCAGGGUGCUGAGAGAGGAGAGACCCCACAGCCCUGGCCACCCUCCAUGGGCUCCCUGGGUGCUGUGCAGGGUGCUGAGAGAUGAGAGACCCCACAGCCCUGCCCACCCUCCAUGGGCUCCCUGGGUGCUGUGCAGGGUGCUGAGACAGGAGAGACCCCACAGCCCUGCCCACCCUCCAUGGGCUCCCUGGGUGCUGUGCCUGGUGCUGAGAGAGGAGACACCCCACAGCCCUGCCCACCCUCCAUGGGCUCCCUGGGUGCUGUGCAGGGUGCUGAGAGAGGAGACACCCCACAGCCCUGCCCACCCUCCAUGGGCUCCCUGGGUGCUGUGCAUGGUGCUGAGAGAGGAGAGACCCACAGCCCUGCCCACCCUCCAUGGGACUCCACAUUGGCCCUGGGGCCUCAAAGCUGGGCCCUGUGUCUAAUACGCUGUGUCCACCUGGUCAGCCAGCCCGUCCUUAAAGAAUGUACUUGCAGCCUGGGAGAAGUUGGUGCUGUGGCUAGAACAUUUUGCAGCUGUAUUUGUUCAGCGGAUGGAGAAUGAGAAAUUGGGAGCGAGAAAGGGGAGAUGAGAGGUAGAGAGAUACCUGCCGCUCUGCUUCCCAGCUUGUGAAGCUUCUUCCCCCCACAGAUGGGGGCCAGGGGCUUGAACCCAGGUCCUUGUUCACGGUGACGUGUGCGUUCUGUCAGGUGCACUGGCUGCCUGACCCCUCAAGAGCACUGCGUUUAAAGCUCGGGUUCCCUCUUCCAUGAUGCCCUGCUGUCUCUCUCUGUUUCUCUCUCUCUCUCUCUCUCUCUCUCUCUCUCGCUCCUCCCCUCCGUCAUGCCAGUAAGUUCAUGAAUCCUAACAUAAAAUAGAAUGUGCUUUUGCUCACCUGCCA